This is a messenger RNA of Vollenhovia emeryi, 1673 nucleotides long. RefSeq lists its product as uncharacterized. The coding region runs from base 437 to 1174 and encodes 245 amino acids. Lineage: Eukaryota; Metazoa; Arthropoda; Insecta; Hymenoptera; Formicidae. The record is from RefSeq and is a predicted model, not a curated record. The transcript has a single exon. Gene Ontology annotation, molecular function: nucleic acid binding.
AACUAGUUGAAAUUUUUUUUUUCAAUAAAAUCUUGUACCAAAACCAUUACUGGUUUUUAUCGUAAUGAUUGUGGAAAUACAGUACUGAUUCAAUACUGGAUUAGUAAGUACCUAACAGUCAAUCAGUUGAACUAUAUUCAUUACUGUAGAAUCCGUAAUAGUUACGAGGUCUGUUCAAAAAGUAUCGCGAAUUUUGAAUUUCCGCGGGCUACGUAUAUUCGAUUUUCGAUUUUUUUGUGGCGUUAUGUUGGUACUCAUGUCCCUCACUCAUGCUGACAAGUUCGGCCAUUUUGAAUGUUCAGUUAAUUUUUGACAGCUAUUUUGCUUGGACGUGUUUUGGCUCGUCUUCGAUUUUUGCCUAUUCCAAGAAAUGGAUCAAAGAAUAUGUACCAAAUUUUGUGUGAAAAACAAAAUUAAGUGCGCGGACGCAUUCUGAAUGUUGACUGUGGCAUAUGGUGAAGCUACCUUGAGCCAAAGCAACGUUUAUCGGUGGUACAAAAUGUUCUCAGAGGGCCGAGAAGAUGUGAACGACGAAGAGCGUGCCGGACGCCCGAGCACGUCAAUAACAGACGAAAACAUUGAUGAAGUGAAGAAAAUAGUAUUAGCCAAUCGUCGAAUCACCGUUAGAGAAGUUGCUAAGGACCUAAACAUAUCGAUUAGUUCGUGCCAUUCGAUUUUUACCAAUGAUUUGGGCAUGAGACGGGUCGCCGCGAAAUUCGUACCAAAAUUGCUCACUAUCGACCAAAAACAGCAUCGCAUUAACAUUGCUACGGAGCUGUUGGACUCUGUCCGCGACGACCAAAAUUUGCUCCAGAGGGUCAUAACUGGUGACGAAUCAUGGGUUUAUGGUUAUGACGUGGAAACCAAAGCUCAAUCAUCCCAAUGGAAGCUGCCGCACGAGCCAAGACCGAAAAAAGCGCGCCAAGUUCGGUCGAAUGUGAAGGUUUUGCUUACAGUUUUCUUCGAUUGCAGGGGCGUGGUGCAUCAUGAGUUCUUGUCACAGGGUAGAACGGUGAAUAAUAUUACCUGCAAGUUAUGCGCAAUUUGCGCGAAGCAAUCCGCCAGAAACGCCCGGAUUUGUGGAAGAACAAAAAUUGGCUUUUACACCAUGAUAACGCCCCUGCUCACAUAUCGUUGCUUGUGCGCGAAUUUUUGGCCAAAAACAACACACUAAUGAUGCCGCAGCCACCGUAUUCCCCAGACCUGGCCCCCUGUGACUUUUUCUUGUUCCCAAAAUUGAAGAGGCCCAUGAAAGGACGACGCUACGCCACGAUUGAGGAGAUAAAGACGGCAUCGAAGGAGGAGCUGAACAAGAUCACAAAAAAGGAUUUUUUGAAGUGCUUCGAAGAUUGGAAAAAACGUUGGCACAAGUGUAUAAUAUCUGAUGGGGAUUACUUUGAAAGGGACAACAUAGAUAUUCAUGAAUAAAUAAAUAAUUUUUGAAAAAACACAAAAUUCGCGAUACUUUUUGAACAGACCUCGUAUUGUAAAAUUCGUACUGAUUACUGGGAGAAUGCUUACUGUAGUGCUACGUAAUGGUUACUGUAAGAAAGACUAAAAGUUAAAAAACGAGGAAAAAUGUUAUAACCAUCACUGUUUUUCAGCUCUCAGUGUAGGUAUGUGCAAAUGCAACGCUGUACAUGCGAUGUAUAUCCAUGCAAUAUACCUGUGUA